UUCCUUCCCUUUCAUCCCACAACCACAACAUGAGACCACCACCACCACCCAUUCCUUUUAUAUAUUUUUUUAAUGUUUUAUUUGACUUUUUGCUUUGGGUUGUUGACUGAAUCUUGGUCCUCAUAAAUCUCCUCUAAAAAUGGAGGCAGAGAACCAAGCAACUGCCACCAGAUUUAGAGGAAGAUUUGGAGGUGCCUUUGCCACUGAGGUCUCACAUGGCUCUCACUGUGCAUACCCAACUUUCUAUCAAUCCCUUUUUUUUAUCCGUCUGUAGGACAAAUACAAAAAACCCAACAAGCCCCAUAUACCAUUUGAACCUUCUAAGAGUAACCCAUUCAAUCACUAUUACUGCGACUCCUUCUUCAAUGUCUUCUAGGGUUUUGUCUGUGAAGUCCUCUCUCAUUGAACCAGAUGGUGGGUCUCUGAUAAAUUUGGUGGUGCCUGACAGUGAGAGGUUUUCAAGGGAGAGAGAGGCUUCAGAACUGCCUCAUGUGAAGCUGACCCAGAUUGAUUUGGAGUGGGUUCAUGUGAUAAGUGAGGGUUGGGCAAGCCCUUUGAAGGGUUUUAUGAGAGAGGAUGAGUAUUUACAGAGCCUGCAUUUUAAUUCUAUGAGGUUGAAAGAUGGGUCAGUUGUGAACAUGUCAUUGCCCAUUGUUUUGGCCAUUGAUGAUGAGCAGAAAGCGAAAAUCGGGGGUUCAUCUGAUGUGGGAUUGAUUGGGCCUAGUGGUGACCCAGUUGGUGUUCUUAAAGGAAUUCAAAUAUACAAGCACAACAAAGAAGAAAGAAUUGCCAGAACUUGGGGAACAACAGCCCCUGGCUUACCAUAUGUGGAGGAGGUAAUCACCCCUGCUGGGAAUUGGCUCAUUGGUGGUGAUCUGGAGGUCUUCAAACCUAUAAAAUACAAUGAUGGUCUUGACCACUACAGGCUUUCGCCCCAACAACUUCGCAAAGAGUUUGAUAAGCGUCAAGCUGAUGCUGUGUUUGCCUUUCAGCUUCGCAACCCCGUUCACAAUGGGCAUGCAUUAUUAAUGAAUGAUACGCGUAGGCGCCUUCUUGAAAUGGGUUACAAAAACCCCAUAUUAUUGCUUCAUCCUUUGGGUGGGUACACCAAGGCAGAUGAUGUGCCCCUAGAUGUUCGUAUGGAACAACACAGUAAGGUUCUUGAAGAUGAUGUGCUUGAUCCUGAGACUACAGUUGUGGCUAUUUUCCCAUCACCCAUGCAUUAUGCAGGUCCUACUGAAGUACAGUGGCAUGCGAAGGCAAGGAUUAAUGCUGGGGCUAACUUUUAUAUCGUUGGUCGUGACCCUGCUGGUAUGAGUCUUCCUACAGAAAAGAGGGACUUGUAUGAUCCUGAUCAUGGGAAAUUGGUUUUGAGCAUGACUCCGGGCUUGGAGAAACUAAAUAUUCUACCAUUCCGGGUGGCUGCAUAUGACCAAAAAGAAAAGAAGAUGGCUUUCUUUGAUCCUUCACGCCCUCAAGAUUUUCUCUUCAUCUCAGGCACCAAGAUGCGUACAUAUGCACGAAAUGGAGAGAACCCACCUGAUGGCUUUAUGUGUCCUGGUGGGUGGAGAGUUUUGGUUCAGUAUUAUGAGAGUUUGCAGGCAGAGGAAACAAGCAAGCCUCCUAGUGUAGUUUCUGUGUAGAGAAUGAGGUGAACUUAUUGCAGUGCAUUUGGCUAACUGGAAGAUUAAAGAAACAGCUGGAAGAUAGAAAAUUAAAACAUAAUGAAAGUUUGUUGUAGUGUCUGUGCAUCAAUAUUUGGCAGAAGUUGUUGAAGAAUGGAAUGCUUCCAGUAAAUUGAAGUAAGGAGUGGGAAUUAUGAGACUUGCAGUAUAUAUUACUUUCAAGGAAUGACAGUGGCUUGAUACCCAGUUUGCUUAUCGUUGGCAAGGACAAAAUGAGUUGAGCAGUGAAAAUCAGUUGAUUUAUCCUUUCUUUUUUUGGUAAAGGAAAAUAGAGAGUAUUUUUUAUCUUUUUAAUCAUCUGAGUACUUAGUUUCUUUUGACUUAGUUUCUUUUGAGGCUUGUGGUUUAGCAUGUUAUUGUAAUUUGGACUAUUGCGAUCUUGAGCUCAUUCAACUCUCUCAGUUACA
This is a messenger RNA of Amborella trichopoda, 2092 nucleotides long. RefSeq names its product ATP sulfurylase 2. The record is from RefSeq and is a predicted model, not a curated record. Gene Ontology annotation, biological process: sulfate assimilation. Gene Ontology annotation, molecular function: sulfate adenylyltransferase (ATP) activity; adenylylsulfate kinase activity. Lineage: Eukaryota; Viridiplantae; Streptophyta; Magnoliopsida; Amborellales; Amborellaceae.